Molecule: messenger RNA, 1004 nt
Organism: Protobothrops mucrosquamatus (brown spotted pit viper)
Lineage: Eukaryota; Metazoa; Chordata; Lepidosauria; Squamata; Viperidae
Product: transmembrane protein 62-like
Exons: 8
Source: RefSeq, a predicted model, not a curated record
GUGACUUGACUGAUGCCAAAACAAAGGAUGGAUUUGGGUCUAAUCAGGUUGAGGUGGAGUGGCAAACUUACCAGACAAUUCUAAAAAGAUCUAAGGUCAUGGAAAAGACAAAAUGGAUAGAUAUAAAAGGAAAUCAUGAUACAUUCAACAUUCCUAGCCUGGAGAGUGUUCAUAAUUACUACAGGAAAUAUUCUGUGUGGCAGAAAGAUGGCUCCUUUCAUUACGUUCAUAGAACACCUUUUGGAAAAUAUUCUUUCACCUGUGUGGAUGCAAGUCUUGAUCCAGGUCCCAAGAUACCCUACAAUUUCUUUGGGAUAUUAAAUGCGAAUAAAAUGGCAGAGUUGUCUGAACUGAUCUCAGAAAGUCAUGAUAGUAACCAUACCAUUUUGUUUGGUCAUUUCCCUACCUCAUCAAUCAUCUCUGUAUCUCCAGGAAUACGAGCAGCCAUGCGUUUUGCCUUAGUUUAUUUGUGUGGGCAUUUCCAUACAUUGGGUGGCCUGAUGCCUGUCCUUCAUACUCGUCAUCCUGAUGGAACUUUAGAACUGGAGUUGGGAGACUGGAAGCAUACUAGGAAGUAUCGGAUUCUUGCUUUUGAUCAUGAUCUCUUCAGUUUUGCUGACCUGAAAUUUGAAGAAUGGCCUGUAAUUCUUAUCACCAAUCCUAAAUCAUACCUUUAUAGUAGCUAUGCUCACGAGCCGCUACAGAGAAUUCUUCAUUCUACCCAUAUUAGAAUUUUGGCCUUCUCUCCUUCUCCUAUCAAGUUUGUCAAGAUCAUGAUUGAUGACAUUUAUCUUGGAGAUGCUAUUCAGGUGUCUGGACCUCUCUAUGUCUUGAAAUGGUCCCCCCAAAAUUACAGUCAAGGAUUUCAUCAGAUAGCUGUGACUGUCAAGGAUGCCAGUGGUAGAAGUGCCACUCAGCUUCAUACAUUUGCUAUGCAGGAAAAUCUUUCUCUUAAAUUUGGUCUUUUGGCAUCUUGGCUUCUUCUUAAUGAUCAUUAUAUAUUG